This is a messenger RNA of Microbotryum saponariae, 1934 nucleotides long. The record is from the annotation of a GenBank genome assembly. Lineage: Eukaryota; Fungi; Basidiomycota; Microbotryomycetes; Microbotryales; Microbotryaceae.
AUGCGGCUUCACACCUUACCGGUCUCGUUCAUUGCUCUAUUGCAACUCUGCAUCGGAGCUUCAUGUUCGUCGUCAACUGACACGUCGAACGCGACCCAUCCACCGUUGUUCGUCGCCCCGAAUCCUCGACUAAAGACCUAUCACACCGCCCUAUCGACACUGCUUCCGAUCCUGCCCAUCCUCGCACCUCCACCAACACAUACGCUUCUGGUGACCUUGGCGACCUCAGCUUUCAAACCCUUGCUGUACAACUACCUCUGUUUCCUCCGCUACCGAGCCAAGUGGGGGACGACCUCGCCGACGCACGAGCAAUCCAGAGGAAACGAGACCGACCCCAACGACCGAUGGUCCUUCAUACGACGCAAACAACUCUACGAGGAUACUCAAAAAAUCCUCAUCGUCACUUCCGAUCAAGCGCUCGCGGAGGAAUUGAGCGAGUUCGGCAUCGUCGUUUGGUAUUUGGAUGCGAUUGAUUGGCAUUCGACAGAGGCGCGGGAGUAUAUCGAUGAGACGUUGGAGGAUGAAAAGCUCAGGAAGGAGUUUGAGCGAAUUAUAAGGGAUGAUCCGUUCGCUACUGUGAGGAUGAUGGAUCUCUUGUUGCCGCCGACGAGGAUCGAGUCCAAUUCGUCGGCGAUAAAGCAGAUUCGAUCGAGGGUGAAGGGUUUCGGCGCCAAGAUGUUGGAAUGGGGGUCGUUGCAUUAUCAGUCAUUGAUGCUCGAACGGACACUCGUCAUGUCGACACUGGUCGGAGCACUGGUGGAGGCGCAGCAAGUUGACACGAGAUGGAGGGUGCAGCAAGAGAGGGAGUGGAAGGACAAGUGGGAGGAUCAUGACUGGGAUAACGAGCCGCCGUUGAUCGAAGAGCCUUUUGUGGGUGUCAAAGGCGUUUUGCUAGCUGAUAAUGAUGCGGUCUGGUGAGUGCACUUAUAAAGCCGCUCUCUCGCUUGAUGACACAGCAGUGCUGACUCCCUCAAUCUUCUAUUCCCAGGCUCUCCAACCCAGCCUCAUUCUUCGCCCAUCACUAUCGACCCCAGGGCUCGCACCCCUCGUUUGUCGUCGCAUCCGACACCGAUCCCUACUCACCCCAUAUCAGCCAAUACGGUCUAUCCUACACCCCUUGCGCAUGCUUCAUCUACUCUCGAACCAGCGAUGCCGAAGCCCCUUCGGCUUCUCCGAACCCCCUCCCCGAAGCAAAGGAUCAUUACAGUCCUUCAACUGGAGCAGCAACGGGUUGGCGAUUCACAGCGAUCUGUCAUAUCGCUAUGGUUCUUCGAUCUAUCGAAGACGGUCUCGCACAAGUUAUUGGAGCGGAUGAUGCGGAAUUGGACGCCGAAGGUAAAGCGAGGUUAUCAACUCUGCGUCGAGCGAUCGCCCCUUCUUUUCAAGGCACCUCGUUGGGUCCGGCGAUGUUCUUGGCUGAGGAUGAGGAUCCGGUCUUACCCGUCCUUACGCAUGAGGAAUGGAUGGAAACUCUUGGAUCGUUCGACGAGUCCAAAAUUGUUGGCUUACUCAAAGAAGCUGGCCUGGGAGGAGCUCUGAGGGAUCUCAUUAAUGACCCGGAAGCUUACGCCAAUAACGCUCGGGAUCGUCGGAAGAUGUGUGAAGAUUUGGCGAUCAGCAAAUCCAAACGAACGACCUGUCCGAAUCCCAUACCAGAGAUGGACAGAACCUCGUUGACGAUUCCUGCUCAAAAAGGGAGGGCGUUCCAUCGGGGUAUCAAAACCGAAGUUUUGCCUUACGACAUCUUCCCGCCCGGGAUGCGAUACUUUGAUGGUGGUCUCGCAAGUGGGGAGAGGCCUUGCGUCGUUCAUGCGAAUUAUGCGACGGGAAAGACGAAGAUGGAGCUUUUGAAGAGGGAAAAGCUGUGGGCUUUGGUGCAGGAUGAGCAGGGGCAGUAUAGAUGCGAUGCUGAGGUUAUGGACAGAGCCAAGUAG